Messenger RNA from Paramecium sonneborni, 804 nucleotides. The record is from the annotation of a GenBank genome assembly. Lineage: Eukaryota; Ciliophora; Oligohymenophorea; Peniculida; Parameciidae.
UAUAUUUGUGCAAUCUUAUAUUCAUGCAAAUUGAAUAACAAUCAAUUAUGAAUAGUGGAAUUUAUAGUUUAUGGUAAGGGAUUGAUGAAGAGGAGUUUAAAAGAGAGAAAAGAAAAUAAUAAAAGUAAGCUCAUCCAUAAUUUUCUGAGCUGACUGAUAAGUUAAAAUAAAGAAAAUAAAAUUUGAAUAUUUAGAAAAAAAGAAAGAAAAACAAUAAAGUAUAUCAGAUAAAAUUUAAAUCAAUGAUAAUGGGUCAGAAUAAUAGGAGUGAACUUAAGUAUAUAUUUUUUGAAUUUGAAAAGCAAUUAAAAUAUGAGACAAAGCCUUAAUUUGUGUUAUUAGUAAAACCAAACAAAGAGGAGAUUUAGAUUGAUUUAUAAUAUAAUAUAUAGAUGAACAAGUAAAGAAUUUGAAUAAUAGAAUUUUAGUAUUUAAUAAAAGAAGACAAAUCAAAGAUUUCUAGUUUUAAGUAUAAAUACUAAAAAAAUAAAGUAUAAUUAUAGGAGAGUGAUUUUGGACAUACAGAAUAUAAAUUAAGAUUAGUAGAUCCUGAUUCAAAAAGAUUAACUUAUUUAACAACAUAAUGAAUUUUAGAUUAUCUGAAGGAAAUGGAAUGGCAUAUUAUAAAAUUGGAGUAGAAGAUAGUGGUAAUCCUUUAGGUUUAAAUAAAUCUGAUAUGCUUGGAUCAUUAAAUACAUUAUGUUUAAUGGCUUAAUCUUUGAAGGCAGAAUUAUUGGUUGUAGGUAUAAAUGAAGGAACAAAUGGAAAAAAUGUGAAGUAAUAGUUAGAAAAGGUUUAAAAGAU